UGAAGACCCCUGGCUCCUCCCCGGUUGUCCUCUUUUCCCCUCGGGCUUGGUCCCAGCUGGCCCCUGAGAGUUGCCCCCCGUCUUGCUCCCCCCCACCUCCUCCCACUAGCGAUGGAAAGUUUGGGGCGGGCUCCAGCUAUGGCUGGUGCGUGAUAUCGGAUUUCCCCACGGUACCCCCCCUUUCCUCCGCCCCCAGUACUUCCCGGGGCGCUGAGCCCGCGAGUGAGUAGAGUGGAUAGGACACAGGCUUUCUCCCCCAGACUCCCGAGUCCCUGAUUCUGGAGACGAUCUUUUGCUUGCUACGACUCAGAACCCAAAGAGAGUAGGGCUUCGGGUGCAGAGCCAAGGGCCAGGGGGCAGGCACCAUGGGCCCAUGCUUGGGCAUCUGGCUGGUGGCAUCGGCACUGCUGGGCCUGGGCUCUGGGGACAAUGCCUGGUGGAACCCUGUGCCCAGGAAGACCGUGUCUUAUGGGGAGUUGGCAUCUGUGGUGAGGCGGUUCUCUCAAGUGGGCAUCCAAGACUUUCUAACGUUGACAUUGGCUGAGAGCAAUGGGGUCCUCUACGUGGGGGCCCGAGAAGCCCUUUUUGCCCUCAGCUUGGAGACCUUGGAGCUGCAGUCAGCGAUCACAUGGGAGGCUACAGUGGAGAAGAAGGCUGAAUGUAUCCAGAAGGGGAAGAGCAACCAGACGGAGUGUUUCAACUUCAUCCGCUUCCUGCAGCCAUACAACUCUUCACAUUUGUAUACCUGUGGUACCUAUGCUUUUCAGCCAAAGUGCACCUACAUUGAUGUACUCACCUUCUCUCUGGAGCAUGGGGAGCUUGAAGAUGGGAAGGGCAAAUGUCCCUAUGACCCAGCCAAAGGCCACACUGGCCUCAUUGUGGAUGGUGAGCUAUAUUCAGCAACACUCAACAACUUUCUGGGUACAGAACCAGUAAUUCUGCGCAACCUGGGGCCUCACUAUUCCAUGAAGAAUGAGUACCUUUACUCUUGGCUCAAUGAACCCCAUUUUGUUGGCUCUGCUUAUGUGCCAGAGAGCGUGGGGAGCCUCACAGGUGAUGAUGACAAGAUCUACUUCUUCUUCAGCGAGCGGGCCGUGGAAUACAACUGCUAUGCAGAGCAGGUGGUGGCCCGUGUGGCUCGAGUGUGCAAGGGAGAUAUGGGAGGUGCACGGACGCUGCAGAGGAAAUGGACCACGUUCUUGAAGGCCCGGCUGGUAUGUGCUGCUCCUGAUCGGCAGCUCUACUUCAAUCAGCUUCAGGCCCUACACACCCUGCGAGAAGCAAAUUGGCUCAACACAACCUUCUUUGGGGUCUUUCGGGCCCGAUGGGGAGAUGUGGACCUGUCAGCUGUGUGCCAGUACCAACUAGAAGACAUUCAGCGAGUGUUUGAGGGGCCCUACAAAGAGUAUCAGCAACAAGCCCAGAAAUGGGGUCCUUAUACUGACCCAGUCCCUAGUCCUCGGCCUGGCUCUUGCAUCAACAACUGGCACCGACGUCAUGGCUACACCAGUUCUCUGGAGUUGCCUGAUAACACCCUUAACUUUGCCAAGAAACACCCCCUGAUGGAGGGACAGGUGGGACCUCGGUGGGGUCGACCCCUGCUGGUGAAGAAGGAUACCAAUUUCACUCACCUGGUGGCCGAUCAAGUGAAAGGGCUUGAUGAUGUGACCUAUUAUGUGCUGUUCAUUGGGACAGAGGAUGGCUGGCUCUACAAGGCUGUGAACUUGGGUGCUUGGGUCCAUGUGAUUGAGGAGCUACAGGUGUUUGAUAAGGAACCAGUAGAGAGCCUUGUCCUGUCCUAUGAUAAGAAGCUGCUCUUUGCUGGUUCACGAUCACAGCUGGUUCAACUUCCCCUAGCUGACUGCAGCAAGUACAGAUCCUGUGCUGACUGCAUCCUUUCCCGUGAUCCUUACUGUGUUUGGAGCACCAACACCAGUCGAUGUGUGCCGCUUCGUGGUCACCUUAAAUCUCCAUUUGUCCAGGAUGUGGUGAAUUCAAACACAGGCCUUUGCAACCUUCGACCUAGCAAGAAAGUUAAAAUCACUCCCAAGAACAUCACUGUUGUGUCAGGAACAGAUUUAGUGCUCCCAUGUCGCCUCUCCUCCAACCUAGCACAUGCUCGUUGGACUUUUGGGGGCCGAGAACUGCCAGCUGAGCAGCCCGGGUCACUCCUCUAUGAUGUCCGACUGCAGGCCCUGGUGGUAUUGGCAGCCCAGCCCCGCCACGCUGGUGCCUAUCAUUGUUUCUCUGAGGAGCAGGGAGCACGGCUGGCUGCUGAGGGCUACCUGGUGGCAGUAGUAGCUGGUCCAUCAGUGACACUGGAAGCCCGAGCCCCCUUGGAGAAUCUGGGGUUGGUAUGGCUUGCAGUAGUGGCCCUAGGGGCCUUGUGCUUAGUAUUGUUGCUUCUAGUGUUAUCACUUCGACGCAGAUUGCGUGAAGAAUUAGAGAAAGGGGCUAAAGCAGCUGAGAGAACCCUAGUGUACCCACUGGAGUUGCCCAAGGAGCCCACCAGCCCCCCGUUCCGGCCUGGUACUGACACUGACGAGAAACUCUGGGACCCCGUUGGUUAUUACUACUCAGAUGGCUCACUAAAGAUUGUACCUGGCCAUGCCCGCUGUCAGCCUGGUGGAGGACCCCCUUCACCGCCUCCUGGAAUCCCAGGCCAGCCCCUGCCUUCUCCGACCCGACUUCACUUAGGGGGUGGACGCAGCUCAAAUGCCAAUGGUUAUGUGAGACUACAGCUAGGCGGAGAUGAUCGGGCAGGGCCUGUGCAUCCUUUGCCUGAGUUAGCAGAUGAACUGAGGCGAAAACUGCAGCAGCGUCAGCCACUGCCUGACUCAAACCCUGAAGAGUCAUCUGUAUGAGAGGAGCCCCCCCAAAACGGGGGGGGGGUGUGCAGCUCCGACUUUUGCACAGGCACCAGCUACCUCAGGGACAUGGCUGUAGGCACCCUGCUCUGCCGGGGAUAGACAGGGAAUUGCCCUGUCUAGGUUGGCUCCUACCCAGCAACCUGUUCUGCCAUGGGGACCUGCCCUGCUCAUCGUGGGCUCUGCCAUGUGGGUUUGCUCUGUACUGGGCUUUUGCCUUCUGGUCACCAACCCCACAAAUGGCCUCUUCUUCCUUACAUAGAGAGGAGGCCAAGGAUCCUGCAGACAGACCUUUGGCCCCAGCAGCCAAAAUCUUUUGAAGACAGAAAUUUUCCAGGUGUGUGUGUGUGUGUGUGUGUGUGUGUGUGUGUGUGUGUGUGCAUGUGUGUAUGUGCAUAUGUGGGUGUAUGUUUGUAUGUAAUGUGACUUUCCUGUUUCUGUCUAGUCUUCCCUGGCCUGGGGUCCUCCUAAGGCUUCUUCCUGGACCUAUGAAGGGGAAGAGGCCUGGGGUUGUACCACUCUGCCUUCUUUGCCCCCACCUGCCCAGAGGCCUGUGAUGGUAUAUAACCCCUUCUCAAGGGAAUGGGGAAUAGUGGGGCAGAGAUGUACAUAUGGGAGUGGGGAAGGGAGGUAGGGUUGUACCCCCUUUUGAAAGUAAAUGCUCAGGGGUGGGCCUGGGCCUAUUCUUAGGGCUGUGAAUGUUUUAAGAGUCAGGGGAGGGAGGUGGGGCCCUUUUGGGGGUGUGGGGAGGGGUUCCUACUUGGCCUUCUAGGGCUCAGUGGUAUUUUAUACUUGUGGGGAGGGGGUGGGGAAGGAGGGGGAUUGUAGCUUCUCAGCACAGCCUCUCCCAGCAGGAGGAAUAGGGGUCCUGACAGUGUAAUUUAUUGUGUCCCUGCAUAUUUAUUUGUUGUAAAUAUUUGAAUAUUUUUAUAUUGCAAAAUAAAAGAGAAAAUAAUCCUAA
Molecule: messenger RNA, 3828 nt
Organism: Phascolarctos cinereus (koala)
Lineage: Eukaryota; Metazoa; Chordata; Mammalia; Diprotodontia; Phascolarctidae
Source: RefSeq, a predicted model, not a curated record